CAAGUAAAACUUGUCACCAUAUAUCAGUUUAUUUGGCACUUGCAAGUGGUUUCCAUGGCUCCAGUGCCGAUCUCUCCUAUCAAGGUUGGGCAUAUUGAUGAUGUCCAGGAACUGAGAAAGGUAAAACCAACCACAAUUCCAGAAAGAUUUAUUCGUGACAAGGCGGAGAGGCCUGAGCUUGCUUCAAUUCUGUCAUCACCAAGCAACAUUCCUGUUGUCAACUUCUCUAAGCUCAUAAAUGGCAACAACAGAGAUGAACAGCAUGAUGAAAUUUCUAAACUGAGAACCGCCUGCGAAGAGUGGGGAUUUUUUCAGGUGGUGAACCAUGAGAUUGAUCUGAGCCUGCUUGAGGGGAUAGAAAAGGUAGCCAAGGAUUUCUUUAUGUUACCUUUAGAGGAAAAACAGAAGUAUCCAAUGAUGCCAGGGACAGUUCAGGGGUAUGGACAGGCAUUUGUCUUCUCGGAGGACCAGAAAUUGGACUGGUGCAACAUGUUUGCUCUUGGGGUGGAGCCUCACUGCAUUAGGAACCCAAAACUAUGGCCUAAAAAACCAGCUGCCUUCAGUGAAACUGUGGAGAUUUAUUCAAGAGAAAUAAGGAAACUCUGCAAGAAUCUACUGAAAUAUGUAGCCAUGAGCCUUGGCUUGAAAGGGGAUGUAUUUGAAGAAAUGUUUGGCACAGCUGUGCAGGCUGUGAGGAUGAACUACUACCCGCCAUGUUCUAGACCUGACCUUGUUUUAGGCCUCAGUCCACACUCAGAUGGAAGUGCCCUUACAGUGUUGCAGCAGGGGAAGGGCAGCUCAGUGGGACUCCAAAUCCUAAGAGAAAACACAUGGGUGCCUGUCCAGCCUAUCCCAAAUGCACUAGUAAUCAACAUUGGUGACACUAUAGAAGUUCUAACAAAUGGAAGAUACAAAAGUGUGGAGCAUAGAGCAGUUACUCACAGGGAAAAUGACCGCCUCUCCAUUGUCACUUUUUAUGCACCAAACUAUGAAAUAGAGCUUGGUCCAAUGCCAGAACUGGUGGAUGAGAACAAUCCAUGCAAAUUCAGAAGAUACAAUCAUGGAGAGUACAACAAACAUUACGUAGCCAACAAGCUGCAGGGCAAGAAAACCCUGGAGUUUGCAAAGAUUCCAAACAAGAACUCUUCUUCCAAAGGGCUCCACCCUGUUCCCCACCAAGAGUACCCAUAAUUAAAGUCCUGCAAAUAACAUAGAUGAAAAAGUAUCAUCCAAAUGUCAGAAUUCAGAUCUUUAGUCUUGUGUUUAGAAUAUAAGACCAAACACAAGUUGGGUGUUGUGUGUCAAAGCGGGUAUCAUUCAAAUGGACUGUAAUGUACUGUGCAAAUGUAAUGGAAUCUUGUGGGGUCUUGUGUUUAUAA
This is a messenger RNA of Rubroshorea leprosula, 1379 nucleotides long. The record is from the annotation of a GenBank genome assembly. Lineage: Eukaryota; Viridiplantae; Streptophyta; Magnoliopsida; Malvales; Dipterocarpaceae.